AUGGCUGAAAGCUUCGCCAAGUCGCAUCUGCAGAGGCUCAAGGCAGGGGAUUUAAUUCCUAGCCAGAGAAUUUUUAUUGGCUGCGGUUACCGCGGCCACGAGACCAUAGACUACGAAGCGCUCGACGCCAGUGAGGGUCGCGUGGUGGUACCACAUAAGAUCAAAACGAUCAAAUCUGGCAGCGAUUGCCAGAUCGUGGGUUCCUGUGAUGGCCUGGUUUGUUUUCUUGUCUCUGGCAUUUUUCUCAUCUAUAACCCGACCACCAGGGAAUAUAGGGAGUUGCCCUCUUCCAAUCUCGAGGAAGAUUGUCAGUUUCUUGACCGUCACAAUGAGUCAUUCUAUGGACUCGGAUAUGACCCUCGAUCUGAUGACUACAUAAUAGUAGAGGGCAUCCACGAAUAUGCAUAUGAAUUUUGGGUGGCGGCAAUAUUUUCGCUUAAGUCCGGUUCUUGGAGAAGGAUAUAUUUCCCAAUCGAAGAAAUCAACGAAAGCGGUCUCGAUAUUAAUGGCAACGGAGUUUAUUGGAACGGGGCCUUACACUGGCGCGUCUAUGAGUGGGGCAAGACUGGGAUUAUGUCACUUGAUUUGUCGGAAGAGAAAUUCCAGCGGGUGCUUUCGGCCCCUGAAGUCGAUGGGGAUGGACUUUCCCAGGGACUCGGGAUUCAUGGGACUAGUCUGUUCAUAUAUAGCGGCUGCAAUGAUAACCGCAUCCACGCAUGGAUAACGGAUGAGUAUGGGAGAGGAAGAUCAUGGACAAAAUGGUUCAGUGUUGAUUGCCUACCUGUCUCUAGGCAUACUACCCCCCUCGUGUACACAAGGAGCGGAAAAAUCGUUUUUUUGAUAAAUGCGAACCAGGUGAUUCUGUUGAAUCCAGAGGAUAAUACUUACAAAGAUUAUCCCAUAGGAACGGACAGCUUUUUCGGUAUCGAAUAUGCAAUCUAUUUGGAAACUCUUAUUUCUCCCUAUCUUGAUGGUGAGCCAUCAAGAAUCUGGAGCCUUUAA
Molecule: messenger RNA, 1002 nt
Organism: Eucalyptus grandis
Lineage: Eukaryota; Viridiplantae; Streptophyta; Magnoliopsida; Myrtales; Myrtaceae
Product: F-box/kelch-repeat protein At3g06240
Exons: 2
Coding region: 1-1002 (333 amino acids)
Source: RefSeq, a predicted model, not a curated record